Myotis davidii is the source of this 587-nucleotide messenger RNA. RefSeq names its product apolipoprotein C-III (gene APOC3). Gene Ontology annotation, molecular function: phospholipid binding; lipase inhibitor activity; high-density lipoprotein particle receptor binding. Gene Ontology annotation, cellular component: spherical high-density lipoprotein particle; intermediate-density lipoprotein particle; very-low-density lipoprotein particle. NCBI's taxonomy places the organism in Eukaryota, Metazoa, Chordata, Mammalia, Chiroptera, Vespertilionidae. The transcript has 4 exons. The record is from RefSeq and is a predicted model, not a curated record. The coding region runs from base 107 to 400 and encodes 97 amino acids. Gene Ontology annotation, biological process: lipid transport; negative regulation of lipoprotein lipase activity; negative regulation of low-density lipoprotein particle clearance.
AAUCUCUGCACCCACUGCCCCGGGGACAGUAUAAAACAGGUCAGAACCCUCUGCUCUGCCUGCUCAAUUCCUUCCCAGCAGCAGCUGCUCCAGAGACAAAGGCGCCAUGCAGCCCCGGGCCCUCCUCCUUGCUGCCCUCCUGGUGCUCCUGGCCUCUGCCCGAGCACAGGAGGCGGACGACUCCUCCCUCCUGGAUUUCAUGAAGGGAUACAUGCAGGAAGCCCAGGAAGCCCUGACCAGUGUAAAGGAUUUACUGGCGAUUGAGAACGGCAGCAAUUGGAUGGAGCAGCGCUUCUACUCCCUGACGGGCUUUUGGAGCACCCUCACGAACCAUCUCUCCAGCUUCUGGCCCCUGGCCCCUGGGGCUGCCCCCGGGACCACCCCGGCUCCGGCUGUUUAGGCCACCUGAGACCUCAACGCCCCACGCCUGCCUGCCCAUCCAUCCUGUCGGCUCCUUGGGUCCUGCAGCUUCCAGGGCUGCCCCCGAAGUUUGCUCAAAAGGGGAAGCAUUCUCAGUGUCCUCCCCUCCCACCCCCAGACCUGGCCCCAGGCUUGCUGUCUUCCCAAUAAAGCUGCUGUGAGUGGGG